Molecule: messenger RNA, 1210 nt
Organism: Rhodofomes roseus
Lineage: Eukaryota; Fungi; Basidiomycota; Agaricomycetes; Polyporales; Fomitopsidaceae
Product: NAD(P)-binding protein
Exons: 2
Coding region: 223-1185 (320 amino acids)
Cellular component (GO): endoplasmic reticulum
Molecular function (GO): oxidoreductase activity
Source: RefSeq, a predicted model, not a curated record
GGAGUCCUCGUGUAUCCAUUGCAACUGCACUGGGCUGUCGAGUGGUAUUUGCCUUCAUACUUGACCAUGCGCUCUUCCUUCCGUUUGCCUCUUGCGACGUACAGUAAUCGCAGCACACGACCUGUCCCCAGAUGAGCCCCUGUGAUGGUGCGUCACGAGCGCGAUGCAUGCCAAGUUGCCAACUGAAUCCGACGACCACCCUCGUCUCCAUCCCACACGACCAUGGCCGCCGUAUUCCAGGGUGUCUUCGACUCGCUGCCUGUCCCACCACGACUACUCACAGUGUUCUGCGGAGUGUACGCGGCGUACCAGACCCGGCGGCUGCUCGACUUCGUGUGGUUCUACUGUCUCCGCCCAUCCAGCGUACACCGCUACAUCCACGGUCCUGCACCGUACGCACUUGUGACUGGGGCAUCUGACGGCAUUGGGAAAGGCGUGGCGCGCGAGUUGUACGAACAUGGCUUCAACCUCGUACUGCACGGUCGUAAUGAGGAGAAGCUCCGCAAGGUCGCGGACGAGAUUCGCGCGCGGGGCAACCGCGACGUCCGCUACUUCAUCGCGGACGCGUCUGACCCGAGCCACGACUUUGCGAAGCUCGUAGGGCCGUUCGCCGACCUCAACAUCACGGUCGUCAUACACAAUGUCGGUGGUUCAGGGAUCGCCGAGGACGGCAUCGACAGCUUCACCGACGCCAGCCUAGCCGGCAUCGUCCACCAAAAUGCCAUGUUCCCUCUCCUCCUCACGCGCGCGCUCCUCCCCUCCCUGCGCACCUCCGCCAAGCGCGGGCCCGUCAUCGUUCAAUUCGUCGGCUCCGUCACCGCGGACAUCACGCCCCCGCGGCUCGUCGCCUACGCCGCCUCGAAGGCGUUCCUCCGCGCGCUCGCGCGCGGCCUCGACAAUGACGAGCAGCUCUGGGACGCCGCAUCCGGCGUGCGCUUCGCGUGCAUCACCGUCGGCGAGGUGCAGUCGAACAGCCACAAGGCCGCCGCGUCGCUUGUGUGCCCCACCGCGGACCGCUUCGCGCAGGCGGUUGUCGCGAAGAUAGGGUGCGGGCGGAGACAGUACGCGCCGUGGAUGCCGCAUGCGAUGCUCAAUUGGGUGACGGGGCUCCUCCCUGAGCAUAUGCUUGACAAGACAGUCGCAGAUGCUAUGCAUACGACGGCCGCGAGGGCGAAGCAAGCUUGAUCUCAGGGACAGACGAGUGGACCAG